GCACAAGACUCCCUCUCACCACACAAUAGGACAGAGACAUAAUCUUUGGCUGCAAAACGUUGAAAUCUUACAAGAUUUAAUUUCAGUUAUAUGUUAAAGAAACUUCAAGACUUCUAGUCAACUGAUGAUGGAUCUGAAGUUAUGGCUCUCAAUUCUGAUGGUUUGUGAGAUGGUUGAAUCUAUGGACCCAGGCCAGAAGUGGCUCAUAUCUGUACCCCCAAUAAUCUCUGUUCUUGAAAGCACAUGUGUGGUCAUUCCCUGUAUGUAUGAUUACCCCAAGAGAGGUCACCUGUGGGAAAAGAGGCCGGCAUACUGGAGAAGAGGUGACGAGAUUGUUGCAUCAAAUGACCCCAAAUUCAAAGUAGUGCAGGAGUACAAUGGGCGAUCUGCAAUUACGGGAACCAUUGAAAGAAGCAUCUGCACCUGGCAGCUGGAUGACGUCAGAGAAACCGACAGUGGUCCGUUUUACUUUACUAUUGAAAUUCCAAAAUUUACAAAGUUCGUCUUUUCAAAAGAUACGGUGGCCCUUAAUGUCUUCCGAGUUCCUGAGCCUCCAGUGAUGACUAUAGAAGUAAGUAAUAAAGUGACUGCCACCUGCACAGUUACUCACGUCUGUCCAACAUCUCCUCCCAAAUUCUCCUGGAGUCACCCCGGAAUGACCGAAACGAGUACAAAAUUGGGCAAUGGGUGGUUAACAACGUCGACCCUCACCUUCACCCCUGAAGAAGCCGACUUCAACAAGCCUUUAAACUGCAAGGUGAAUUUCAAUGACAAGAAGACUACAGAGGGCUCUAUGCUUCUCGUCAAGAAGAGUACCUAGUUAAACUAAGUAUGGAAUACUAAAUUAAAGCAAUAUUUUUAGAGCUAUCUGCCAUAAUGACAAAGUGAUUUUGCAGAAAACGCUUUGAUUUAGUAAAACUUAAAAAAAAAAAUCUACAUUUAGAGAGAGAGAAGAAAUUCUUGUUGCAUGCUUUGAUUCAUAUCACCUUUUGAAUUGAUUUUUACCUAAAUCUUUUAAUAAUGUGUUAGAGGCACAAAAGUUAAGAUUCUUUACCUUUGAUGAUUUUCUAAUAGGAUUUAUGGAUUUAUCUUGUUACGCUGUUUUUCUUUCUUUUACUCUUUAUCAACUGUAAAAUCAUACACUGACUAUUAAAUUUACAUCAUACUCCAAU
Messenger RNA from Poecilia reticulata (guppy), 1172 nucleotides. Lineage: Eukaryota; Metazoa; Chordata; Actinopteri; Cyprinodontiformes; Poeciliidae. The record is from RefSeq and is a predicted model, not a curated record.